GAAUUAUAUUCGGAAAUUGUUUUGUUGGUCGUAUGGUCUGUGAAACGUCAUUUUAAACAAUUUAGGUUAACACUUGCGUUAUUACAAUAUCUUCACAUUGAAAAUGGAUUUGUCAAAGGUACCUAACGAAAAAAAACUUAACCUUUGUAGAUGGUAUUUUCGAGCGGGUUUUGCUUUGCUACCCUUUCUUUGGACUGUAAAUGCUAUUUGGUUCGCCAAAGAAGCCUUCGUUGCACCUCAUUAUGAAGAACAAAAGCAGAUUAAAAAAUAUGUGAUAUUUUCUGGCAUUGGUGCUGUACUAUGGACAAUUGCACUGUUAGCUUGGAUCAUUACAUUUCAAACACAAAGGGCUGCAUGGGGUGAAUUUGCAGACUCCAUUAGCUACAUUAUACCAAGUGGCAUUCCAUGAUUAUUUGAACUGUGAUUAAUAAAUGCAGUACUAUAAUUUAUUCAUAUUUGUUUCUUAAUAAUGACCAAUAUGGUACUGACAAUAAAAUCAAUGAUUUAGUAUAA
This is a messenger RNA of Cephus cinctus (wheat stem sawfly), 513 nucleotides long. RefSeq names its product gamma-secretase subunit pen-2 (gene pen-2). The record is from RefSeq and is a predicted model, not a curated record. Gene Ontology annotation, biological process: Notch receptor processing. Gene Ontology annotation, cellular component: gamma-secretase complex. NCBI's taxonomy places the organism in Eukaryota, Metazoa, Arthropoda, Insecta, Hymenoptera, Cephidae. The transcript is spliced from 3 exons. Bases 104 to 409 code for a protein of 101 amino acids.